CUGAAUCUGAGACGUAGGGUUAGGAGGGAAUCUGAUCUGAGACGUAGGGUUAGGAGGGAAUCUGAUCUGAGACGUAGGGUUAGGAGGAAACGCGCUCCAGCUCACAUUUACUGAUAAACUGAAACUGAUAGACAUUUCAUAUCUUCAUACAGACGGUAACACUUCAUGGUUCCCUCAUAUUGUUUUAACUUCACAAACCAAAAGGUAAAUGUGUUUUAUUAUGAAGUUGUGUAUAUUUACAGACUUGUAAAAACUAAGAAGUUAAACGGCACUAAAGAUGUUUUGAGUUUAUUUCAGUUAUUAAGUUGGAGUGGGUUGGAAUCCCUGUAUUCUGAUAAACACUAAAUCGAUCACAUUUGGCUCCGUACGAUGUUUCCCAGCCAGAGGGGCGGACUGGCCAUCGGGACGCUCGGGACGAAUCCCGAUGGGCCGCACUGAAGUGGGCCGGUCGGAUAAGUCACUAGCACUAGCACCCCUGAACGGGUUUGGUUGAUGCUGUGUUCAUUCAAUAUACUUACUGAGCACUCCUGAGAUAUCACAUGUCUGUCCCUGAGGCCUGUUUGACCGACAGCAGAGUGUGAAUAACAGAUGAAGAAGACUCUGCGAUCGAUCAAGCAGUUUAUAUAUUUUUAGUUUGUAAGGCAAGUUUAUUUAUACAGCACCUUUCAACACACGGCAGUUCAAGCUUUACAAGAGUCAGAAAGUCUCUGACAGGGUGACCAACAGACUGAGCAGGUUUCUAACGGGUGGAGCCGUUCUGAUUUGAAAGCUGUUGACACUUGUACCCGGUAGUGUGGCAGUAGAACAGACGCAGUCACAGAUGUAAAGAACAACAGAAGACUUUCUCUGCUCGCCCCAAAGGACCUGAGGCGCCGGAGAAAAUCCAUUCUUUGUUUUUGUCCUUUAGCAGAGAUGUUCAAUGUGCUAUGUGUCUCCGUCUCUUCUGCAGAUGUCCAGCUACAAGCGAGCCACGUUCGAGGAGGACGAAGCGUCGGACACUGCGGGGGAUUCAGCCUUCUCUGACGCCGUGGAGGUGGGCUUCAGGAAGGGCGGUGUGGAGCUGCUGGGCCGGAGGACCCAGCUGGAGGUUCUGUUGUCGGUUCUGCUGCUGGUUUCCCUGCUGGCUCUGCUCGCCUGCCUGCUGCUGCUGGGGCUGGGCUUCAGCUCAGGCGGUGGGCGCGGGCUGUGCCUGACAGAGGCCUGCGUCUCCGUGGCGGCUCAGAUGGGCGAGGCGAUGGACCGCAGCGUGGACCCCUGCUCUGACUUCUACCAGUUCUCCUGUGGAGGCUGGGUGAGGAAGAACCCGCUGCCCGACGGGCGCUCCAGGUGGUCCACCUUCAACAGCAUCUGGGAGCAGAACCAGGCCCUGCUCAAACACCUGCUGGAGAACGGGACGUUUAACGGCAGCAGUGAAGCCGAGAGGAAGACCCAGUCCUACUACCUGUCCUGCCUCAACACGCAGAGGAUUGAGGAGCUGGGGGCCCAGCCGCUCGUAGACCUCAUCGCCAAGGUAACCACACACCUGAGGGAUCGGGGCUGGAACAUGACGGGCCCCUGGAUAAAGACAACUUCAUGGAGGGUCCUGAAGGUGGUUUCUGGCCCCUACAGAGGACAGCCUUUCUUCAGCGUCGGCGUCAGCGCAGACCCCAAACACUCCAACAGCAACGUCAUCCAGGUGGACCAAUCAGGGCUCUUCCUGCCGUCCAGAGAUUAUUACCUCAACAAGACUGCCAAUGAGAAGGUGCUGGUGGCGUACCUGGACUACAUGGUGGAGUUGGGCCUGUUGCUAGGCGGAGAAAAGAACUCCACCCUGUUCCAGAUGCAGCAGAUCCUGGAGUUUGAGACGGCGCUCGCCAACAUCACCGUCCCUCAGGACCAGCGGCGAGACGAGGAGAAGAUCUACCACAAGGUCACCAUCGCCGAACUGCAGCUGCUGGCCCCGGCUGUGGAGUGGCUGGACUUCCUGUCUGCCUCGCUCUCUCCUCUGGAUCUGAACGACACCGAGCACGUGGUUCUGUACGCGCAGGAGUACCUGCAGCAGGUGUCCGAGCUCAUCAACCGCACCGAGCGCAGCCUGCUGAACAACUACAUGAUGUGGACGCUGACUCAGAAGAGCGUCGCCAGCCUGGAUCAGCGCUUCGAGAACGCUCAGGACAAGCUGCUGGAGAGCCUGUACGGCACCAAGAAGUCGUGCACGCCCCGCUGGCAGACCUGCAUCGGGAACACUGACGACACGCUGGGCUUCGCUCUGGGAUCGCUGUUCGUGAAGGAGACCUUCGACAAACACAGCAAAGACAUCGCCGAGGAGAUGAUUAAUGAGAUCCGCUCGGCGUUUAAAGGCGCUCUGGACCGCCUGGGCUGGAUGGACCCACACACCAAACGGGCUGCCAAAGACAAGGCCGACGCCAUCUACGAUAUGAUCGGUUUCCCAGAAUUCAUCCUGGACCCCAAAGAGCUGGACGACGUGUACGACGGGUACGAGGUGUCGUACGACAGCUUCUUCAUGAACAUGCUCAACUUCUACAACUUUUCCUCCCGAGUGAUGGCCGACCAGCUGAGGAAGACUCCCAACAAAGACCAGUGGAGUAUGACCCCUCCCACAGUAAAUGCCUACUACAUGCCCACUAAGAACGGCAUCGUCUUCCCCGCCGGGAUCCUGCAGGCUCCUUUCUACGCCCACGACCACCCCAAGGCGUUGAACUUCGGGGGGAUCGGGGUGGUGAUGGGUCACGAGCUCACGCACGCCUUCGAUGAUCAGGGUCGCGAGUACGAUAAAGAAGGGAACUUGCGGCCGUGGUGGCAGAACUCGUCGGUGGAGGCGUUUCGUGAGAGAACCCAGUGCAUGACGGAUCAGUACAGCCGCUACACCGUCAACGGAGAACACGUCAAUGGAAAACAGACGCUCGGAGAAAACAUCGCCGACAACGGAGGACUGAAGGCUGCGUACAACGCUUAUCGGUCGUGGGUUCAGAAGAACGGAGAGGAGAAGAGACUUCCUGCCGUUAACCUGACCAACGAUCAGCUUUUCUUUGUUGGUUUUGCUCAGGUGUGGUGUUCAGUGCGGACACCGGAGAGCGCUCACGAGGGUUUAGUGACCGACCCCCACAGCCCCCCCCGAUACCGGGUCAUCGGCACGCUCGCCAACUCUCCAGACUUCAGCCGCCAUUUCAACUGCCCCGUAGGGACGCCCAUGAACACCGGGGGGCGCUGUGAGGUCUGGUAGACGGAGCUAAGAGGGGUUGAUUAGUCUGGAAAAGUAAAAAUAUAUCCUCGUUAACAAAUGGCAGGAGUCUUAAUUAGAGGAAGUUAUCUCUGGGUUAUCUGGAGGUUUUAAUUAGACCAGAAACGUAAAAAUAUAUCCUUCGUUAACAAACGGCUAGUGUCUUAAAUAGAGGAGGUUAUCGGGGUUAUCUGGAAGUUAUCUGGAAGUUAUUUGGUUGUUUUUUUUAGGUUAGCUGGAAGUUAUCUGGAGGUUUUAAUUCGUCAGGAAACUUAAAAAUAUACCCUUCUUUAACAAACGGCUAGUGUCUUAAUUAGUGGAGGUUAUGUGGAGGUUAUGUGGAGGUUAUCUGUUGGUUUUCAGGUGUGCGUUGGGGGUGUAUCCUUCAGUUUCUCCCAUUAAUAUAAAUCUAUUAAUUAGAGACGGUCGGACUGACUUCCUGUCUGGAAAUGAAACGGACUUCACACGAAGGACUGACGAUGAAGACGUUAGUGAUGAAGAGGAAGUCACAUGGGACGAUGUUGCUGAUUUCUGCUUUAUCACCGUCAUUAAUUAUUAUUAUUGUUAUUAUUAUUAAUGGGCUUUGGUGUGUGUGUGUGUGUGUGUGUGUGUGUGUGUGUGUGUGUGUGUGUGUGUGUGUGUGUGUGUGUGUGUGUGUGUGUGUGUGUGUGUG
Gymnodraco acuticeps is the source of this 3893-nucleotide messenger RNA. RefSeq names its product endothelin converting enzyme 2b (gene ece2b). Gene Ontology annotation, molecular function: metalloendopeptidase activity. Gene Ontology annotation, biological process: protein processing. Lineage: Eukaryota; Metazoa; Chordata; Actinopteri; Perciformes; Bathydraconidae. The record is from RefSeq and is a predicted model, not a curated record. Gene Ontology annotation, cellular component: plasma membrane.